Messenger RNA from Aspergillus ochraceoroseus IBT 24754, 6595 nucleotides. RefSeq names its product formin sepA. Bases 1 to 6300 code for a protein of 2099 amino acids. Gene Ontology annotation, biological process: mitotic actomyosin contractile ring assembly; barbed-end actin filament capping; actin filament bundle assembly. The transcript has 20 exons. Gene Ontology annotation, cellular component: mating projection tip; cell division site. The record is from RefSeq and is a predicted model, not a curated record. Lineage: Eukaryota; Fungi; Ascomycota; Eurotiomycetes; Eurotiales; Aspergillaceae. Gene Ontology annotation, molecular function: GTP binding; actin binding; small GTPase binding.
AUGCCAACGACCACAUCCGCCUCUGAUAAAUCUAGACAGACUUCGGCGGGCAAAUCGUUUUUUGGAAGGAAGCUGCAUAAGGAAAGAGCUGGUGACGAUCGGUAUGAUGCGCACGGAAGCUGGGAGAGUCUCGCCCCUCCUGGAAGUGCUGCUGGUUCCCGUUCGUCGCGACACUCGAAACGCUCCUCCAUCCAGUCUGUAGACUUCCCCAACGAUAUAGACCCCGCGGGGCUUUCCAUGACCGCUGGUGUCAUCACUGCUAUACCUUUCGACAGUCUCUCAACCGAGAACAAAUCGCCCAUCCCGAUCGAUUAUCUUUCAAAGCCUGACACCUCCCCUCGAAAGGAUCCGUCACCAGGCCUCCUAUCGAAAAGUGCGGACUAUCACCAAUACCCAUCGUUGAAUUCAUCCAAUAUGCGCGAUAAUCCACAAUAUUCACAUCCUACGGGGCCCCGGCCUCCACCACACGCUUCGAAUAUGGCAAUGAGCUCAAGUGCUACGGGGGAUAGGGGUCCGCGAUAUCAGCAAUGGGGGAGACCGGGGAGCGCGGCCGCCAAUACUGGAUUCAGUCACCAUUCGUCCUCGACCGCGGAUUCUUCAUCCAAUUCUCGCAUGUCUAUUGACCAAGCCAGCGUUCAUUCGUCCCCCUCGUCAAAUACACGUGGUUCAAGCUACUUUCCCUCGGAUAAUUCAGCGCGUACACUGACGACUUCGCAAUCUGCCGAUCGGAGUACCUUUCUCCCCAGUGCAAAUUCGACUGCUCCACCUGCCAGGGUCACGCAGAAUCCGGAGCAGUACCUGACGAGGCCCAGAGAUGACCGGGUCGUGGAUCAGUUGUUCCUGGAAUUAAUGCAGAAGCGAGGUUGGCAAAAUCUCCCUGAGCAAGCCAGACGACAAAUGAUGGCCUACCCGGCAGCGAAGAAAUGGACGCUGAAACGAAGACAAAAUGCCCGCCAAACGCAUGGAUAUGACGCCGACGAGGAAGGUAGCCCGGAGUGGUAUGUCAAAAAAGUCAUGGACGAUUCUAUUACUUCCAAACAACUGGCGAGUUUGACUUUUGUCGAGGCGCAAGGCCAGAUCGCGCUCACGAAUGUCCUUGCGAAGAUCAAUCGCAAGAAGGUCUCGGACAAGGAUUUGGACCCCUUGAUGAACAACAAGUAUGGCGCGGAUGAUGCUUUAGACCAUCAGCAGAUCAUUGUGGCCCUACUCGUUAGCGAGGUUCUUACCUUCCUCUGCCAUUGGGCUGAAGGACAUGGCCACCAGAAGGUCCUCCAAGCUAUGGACCAUGUGAAGAACCAGCAUGGCGAAACUGGCCGCUUUGAUGCCUGGAUGCGCAUCGUUGAGGUGACCAUCGAUGGGCGUGGCAAGAUGGGCAAGUAUCGCAGUGGUGGGAUUGGGAUGGAGAACCUCCUCAUGGAAUAUGCUGUUUCUACCAUGAUCCUGAUCAACAUGUUGCUCCGCUGUCAUAUCCGAGCGCAGUUUACUUCUUGCUUCCAAUAUGAGGUUAUCGAUAAGCAGAUCGAGACCUUCCGAGAGAAUGAAGCCAUUGACUAUGAAGAUCUCCUACAGCGGGAGGGCAGUAGUAUGAAGGACAGUAUCGAGGGUGAGGUGAAGGACAUGAGCGACCCGAUGCAAAUCACGGACGCCAUUACGACCAGGAUCCAAGGAACCCGAGCCCAUGACUAUUUCCUCUCUGCUCUACAACAUCUUCUUUUGAUCCGCGAAAACUCAGGCGAAGAUGGUCUUCGAAUCUAUGUUGCUAUGGAUCGAAGACUACCUGAUCUCGACCUCCGACAAGGAUUGACCUUUACCGUACAGAGUUUGUUAGACAGACUUCAUACAGACGCCGAAGCAAGGCAGGCAUACGAUGAAUCCCUCGAAGCCCGACAGAUUGCAGAGGCUGCACUCGCUGAACGCGCGGAAGGCUUGGUCAAGAAGCUCCAGAAGCAGAUCGACGAACAGACCAGUAUCAUCGAGCUUCAGACUAGACAAAACGACAUGGUCAAGGCAGAACUCGUUGACGUUCAGAGGCUUCGUGCUCAAGAAUUGCAGCGGAACGAGCUUGAGACCAGAGAGCUUUAUCUUAUGCUUCGAGAUGCCCAAGAUAUUGCCGCUUCGAAUGCCAAGAAGACCAAUCUACCGGAAGCCGAGAUUGAUCCCGCGCAGAUGCGGGGAAUUCUAGACCGGGAAAGAUUGCUACAUAGAUUGGAGAAGCAGCUAGAGAGAACAAAGACUCAGUUCAAGUUGGAGGGCAAGGUCUGGGGUCAGCACGGUCCUUCAGAUCGGCUGCGUGAACUUCGGGAGCAGAUGGAUGGUGAUGCUGCCCGUCGCAAUCUUAGCAUCAAUCCUAGAACCUAUAUGCAGGGCAUGGAGGACAUGGACGACACCGUUACGGAGGAGCAAGGACUGAUUCAAGGAAACGAAAGCAGCGAACUUAUCUAUGAAAAAGCGCGCCUUGCAACAGGCCUCAUCGGUGAAAUCGCCGCUAAAGUCCCCAAGAUUGAUGCCGAAGAUGGGACGGAAACUCUCAAGCCAGCUGAGUCUAAAGGACUUGAAGGAGAUGAUGCUACCUCCAAGGCCGAGGAACCAGCCGUUGAUGCGAAGAAAGCUGGGGAUUCAGCUGGUGGGCCCCCUCCGCCUCCUCCACCACCACCACCACCACCUCCUCCUCCUCCUCCUCCAGGGGCUGGCGCGGGACUUCCUCCUCCUCCUCCACCACCACCACCGCCGCCUCCUCCGCCCCCAGGACUUGCCGCUGGAGCUCCACCUCCGCCUCCGCCACCCCCUCCUCCUCCACCUCCAGGGGCUGGGGCGAGACUUCCUCCUCCGCCUCCGCCACCUCCUCCUCCCGGUGGAUUCGGUGGAAUGCCUCCCCCGCCGCCUCCUCCCCCGCCCCCAGGUGGUGCACUUGGCGCCCCUCCCCCGCCGCCUCCUCCUGGCACAGUAAUUGGAGGAUGGAGAGCAAACUACUUGGCUUCUCAAAACGGUCCAUCUCAUGCUAUGAGUCUUAUGCCCUCUAUUAGACCUAAGAAGAAGCUCAAGGCACUGCAUUGGGACAAGGUCGAUACUCCGCAGGUCACGGUGUGGGCGUCUCACGCACCCACUCCCCAGGAAAAAGAAGAAAAAUAUACGGAGUUGGCCAAGAAGGGUGUACUGGAUGAGGUUGAAAGGCUUUUCAUGGCCAAGGAAACAAAGAUUUUUGGAGCCGGUACAGGCGCCAAGCAACGCAAAGACAAGAAACAGAUUAUUUCCAAUGACCUGUCGAAGAACUUCCAGAUUGCUCUGUCCAAGUUUUCUCAGUUCCCUGCAGAAGACGUCGUCCGGAGAAUCAUUCAUUGUGACCCAGAAAUCCUGGAUAAUCAGGUGGUCAUGGACUUCUUGCAACGGGAUGAGCUGUGCACGAUUCCAGAAAAUGUCUCCAAACUGAUGGCGACGUAUAGCAAGGAUUGGACCGGCCCUGAUGCUGCCAGCUCAGAGCGGGAACAGGAUCCAGGUGAACUGACUCGCGAAGAUCAGAUCUAUCUUUUCACCGCUUUCGAACUCAACCACUACUGGAAGGCAAGAAUGCGUGCUCUUGCGUUAACACGCACUUUUGAACCGGACUAUGAACAUCUCUCCGCCAAGCUGCAAGAUGUCGUGAGAGUGAGCGAGUCUUUGAGAGACUCGGUUGCUUUGAUGAAUGUUCUUGGCCUGAUCUUGGAUAUUGGUAAUUUCAUGAACGAUGCCAAUAAGCAAGCGCAAGGAUUUAAGCUGAGCUCCCUCGCCCGUCUUGGUAUGGUCAAGGAUGACAAAAACGAGACCACAUUCGCGGAUCUUGUCGAACGUAUUGUCCGAAACCAGUACCCUGAAUGGGAGGGCUUUGUGGACGAAAUUAAUGGAGUCAUUGGUCUCCAGAAACUCAACGUUGAUCAACUCCGAACCGAUGCGAAGAAGUAUAUUGACAACAUUAAGAAUGUACAGGCAAGUUUGGACGCAGGCAAUCUUAGUGACUCGAAGAAGUUCCACCCCCAGGACCGUGUCAGCCAGAUAACUCAACGUAGCAUGAAAGAUGCUAGACGCAAGGCUGAGCAGAUGCAGCUCUAUCUGGAUGAGAUGGUGAAGUCUUAUGAUGAUAUCAUGGUAUUCUAUGGUGAAGAUAAUACCGACGAUGGAGCGCGACGAGACUUCUUCGCGAAGUUGGCUGCAUUCUUGCAAGAGUGGAAGGUAAGCAAAAGGCUUUUUUUUUUUUUGUCGGAGAUUCUGUCAAAAUCCAAGGAGAAGAACGUAACAUUGGAAGAGACCAGAAAACGCACCGAUGCGUCAUUGGCCCGUAAGCGUAUUAACGCUGGUCUCGCCAAUGGCACGGGCGCAGGCGGUGAUGUUCCUGCCUCACCUGUAACUAGCGGAGCCAUGGAUUCGCUUCUGGAGAAGCUACGUGCCGCUGCCCCUCAAGCGAGGGAUCAGCGGGACCGUCGUCGCCGUGCGAGAUUGAAGGAGCGGCAUCAGGUUCGCAUUGCCUCGGGACAGAUGCCAGAUCUAGCAAGCACCGACAGCCCAGCGGACGGCACUGACGGCGAGAAUGCGUCACAGUCUGCUCGGUUGAUCUUCGACGGGGAUUCCACCAUAUAUGCGCUUUCCACGGCCCCAGGUAGGGCUGCAAUUGCGGUGGUGCGGGUGUCUGGGCCCUCGUGUGUCUCGGUGUACCAAGCACUGUGCCCCAAAUCCCCACUCCCUCGGCCUCGCGUUGCCGCCGUACGCACCCUUUACGAUCCAUCAUCAUCAUCAUCAUCCGCAGAGCCCUCCGGCGCUUCCUCCGUUCUAGAUGCCGGCGCUUUGGUCCUAUAUUUCCCGGGGCCCAAGACAGUCACGGGAGAGGAUGUCCUGGAGUUCCAUCUGCAUGGUGGGCCUGCAAUUGUUAGAUCGGUCCUCGCUGCUAUUGCAAGCGUAGGCAAGGACGAUGGCCGUGUCAUUCGCUACGCGGAACCGGGGGAAUUCACCCGGCGAGCGUUCAUGAACAACAGGCUUGACCUUCCGCAGAUCGAAGCGCUAGGGGAUACCCUAGUUGCGGACACAGAGCAGCAGCGUCGACUUGCAGUGCGGGGCGCGAGCGAUGCGCUAUCGAACCGCUACGAACGGUGGCGGCAGCAGCUACUCUAUGCGCGCGGGGAAAUGGAGGCCCUGAUUGAUUUCUCGGAGGACCAGCACUUUGACGAGUCCUCGGAUGAGUUGGUUCUGUCUGUGGCGGGCCAGGUGCGUGCGCUGCGCGGCCAGAUUGCGCUUCAUAUCCAGAAUGCCUCCAAGGGUGAGUUAAUGCGCCAUGGGAUUAAGGUUGCGCUGCUCGGCGCGCCUAAUGCGGGGAAGAGUUCUCUGCUGAAUCGGGUUGUGGGUCGGGAAGCGGCUAUCGUUAGCACGGAAGAAGGGACCACCCGGGAUAUCGUGGACGUCGGGAUUGAUUUGGAUGGGUGGUACUGCAAGUUGGGGGAUAUGGCGGGGAUCCGGUCCGCGUCCGCGUCCGCGUCUGCGGCUGGGGAUGAUGGUGGGGUCUCGGUGGUGAUGAUUGGCGCCGUGGAGCAGGAGGGAAUCCGACGAGCCCGAGCCCGCGCGUUGGAGUCCGAUGUCGUGGUGGUGGUGAUUUCGGUCGAGGAUGGGGCUGGAGGUGAUGGACCGCGGUACCGACUUGCCGUGGAGCCGGACGUGGUUGACGCCGCCAACGAGUGCGUCCAUGCAGGCAAGAAUGUGAUCGUUGCAAUCAACAAAUGUGACCGGCUCCCGUCACCACAGGACUGCAGCGAAUGGCCCGGCCAAGCCCCGCGCGAUCUUGCAUCGGCAGUCCGCCAGCUCUUGCCCGAGGUGCCGAUGCGGCGCAUCUUUGGCAUCUCCUGCCUGGACCUCGACGACCACGCCGGAUCUCGCCGUCCCGCGCAGGACUCGUGGUCGGUUUUCCUCAGGGGCCUCAUCACAACGUUCGAAGAAAUGGCCACCCCGGCCGGACUAGAAGGAGACGCAAACGGACAAUACGACCGAUCCUAUUGGGAAGACUCUCUCGGAGUCACACAUCGACAAAGCACUAAUUUACAAAGAUGCCUGGAAAGUCUGGACGAUUUCCUAGCCCAAACCACCGCCGCCUCUUCUCCCAGAACGCCACGAACCUCUACCCCUUCCGCCACGAACGCCAUCGAAUCCGAAGUGGACAUCGUAACCGCCGCAGAACAUCUGCGCUUCGCUGCGGACACACUCGCCGCGAUCACAGGCAAGGGCGAGAGCGGAGACGUCGAGGAUGUUCUGGGCGUGGUCUUUGAAAAGUUUUGCGUGGGGAAGUGAUGUUUUCUCUUCCUGGACCUUGUUCUGGAGAUCACAUUGUGUGUGUGUUUCUCUUCUUCGCUCUGGAGAGGAAACGUCCGGUCGAGAAUUAUACCCUCCUCGACCCAUAGUGAUGCUGAAGCUCCCGGCUGUACUAUUUCACGGAUAUUAGAUAAUGUACAAUAUGUAACAAUAGCAAGAGAGCUUGACGAUGCCUCAGAAGGUAUCCCUGUAGAUAUAUUAUGUAUCUUUCUAGAUAUAGAUAUAGAUAUAGAUAUAGAUAGAUCGAGUAGACCAGACCAAAUAAAGCAGUAAG